AUGGAUGCCUGUGGCCGUUUGCCCCAUUCUACCCGCCAUCAUCUGUUCUCCAUCUAUUUCAGCAAGGUCAACCAUAUCCUGCCCCUUGUCGACCAGGCAUCUUUCGCCCAAGCCAGCUCGGAUGGCGUCGCAUCUGUUUUUCUGGAGAGAGCCAUUUGCCUUGUCGCUGCUAAAGAUAGGGCGGCUGGUCCUCACCUUCGCUUUAGCAAUGAUGGCCCCCUCAUUUCCUCUCGUUCAUUCUGCUCUAAACUAUAUCAAGGAUUGGUAGUCGCUUUAAAUGUCGGGCUGGAACCUGAUAGACUUUGUCGUAUCCGCAUCUUGACCCUUAUGUCACUGCAUUGUGAGGGGUACGAAGGUGCAGAAGCGGCGUCUAUGCACCUGUGUCAGGCCAUUCAUCAAGCUCAGACGGUAGGCCUGCAUUUGGACCGACCGGGUCGGGCACCCGGCGAUUCUCUAUUCAACCUUUUCUGGUGCCUAUGGGGCCUGGAUAGGAUGCAUGCCUGUAUUGGGGGUCGCCCAGUCAUCCUCUCCGACUGCGAUAUCGGAAUUGAGAAACCGAAAAUUCAGGAUAUUUCUCCCAGAUCCGCCUUUGAUAUCUGGUUUGCAAUAUCUGAUCUUCUGUCGACCGUGAUCUCGCUUUAUCGGCCAUCAUCGGACCAUACAGUUGGAUGGGAGGGGGAAUUCCCUGCAUUUGAAGGCAUUACAGGCGAUAAAUUGCAAGAUGACCUGGACUUCACUACACUAGGUCUCCUUGAGCUCUACUAUCAUGCAGUUGCCAUACUGUCAUGCAGAUACAAGGUUACCCACCGGUCGGAUGAGUCCAGGCCUUCAUAUGUCCGCCAAGGUCUUGCUGCCAUCCGAAUCCACUCCAUUGCUGCUAUCGAAUGCUCCCAAGAGUUACCGCCUUUGCCGAUUGUUCCAUACGCAUUAGCACUUUCUAUGGGUGUGUCAUAUCAACAAUUUCGCUCAAGUAAGCUCAUCACGCAUCUUGAUCGAGCCCGAACCAGCCUGGAAGCUUGCUGUACUCUGCUCGAAGAACUGGGCGGGCUCUGGUAUUCUGCAGAAGCAACGGCACGACUGGGCCGGAAAGCGUUGCACCGAAUUGACGAGGCCGAGCUUGGACAUCACCAACAUGGCCGGGCUGCCAGUCCCGCCACGCCCACAACCCAGAAUCCGAGGGCGUUUCUCUCCCCGCCUCCGGAUUCAUCUUUCGAUCCCGCCCAGGGUACUCAGAGUAAUGUACGCAGUGGGGCGCCCUCGACUGCGCUAGGGCAGGAACUUCCGCCCCGGCCAUUUUACUCGCAAGAUAUCAGUGCCCCAGACCCUGAACAUGACAGCUUUACGGACAUCGACACGUUGUUUGGAGAUUUCCUCGAUCUCUCCCUGCCCACCAAUUUCUGGGACCCCUUGUUCAUGGCAGAGCCACCUCCCGGGACCUAG
Messenger RNA from Aspergillus luchuensis, 1440 nucleotides. RefSeq names its product transcription factor domain-containing protein. The record is from RefSeq and is a predicted model, not a curated record. The transcript is spliced from 2 exons. Gene Ontology annotation, molecular function: zinc ion binding; DNA binding. Gene Ontology annotation, biological process: DNA-templated transcription. The coding region runs from base 1 to 1440 and encodes 479 amino acids. Lineage: Eukaryota; Fungi; Ascomycota; Eurotiomycetes; Eurotiales; Aspergillaceae.